AUGGUGGCUGAACCCAGGAUCGAGGGGAGGCCUCUCCUGGAAGACUUUGAGUCUUCAAACGCUACCACAAUCACACCAGAUGCCGACUCCCAUCCUCGGAUGACCCUUCGCAUAUGUGCAGCAAUGUACUCGUUCGCUUUCUUAGGUGUGUUUACAUCAUCAAUCGGUGUGAUGCUCCAACCCUUGACUCGGCACUAUGCCUUGACGGACAUCCAAGUCUCUCUGGUCUUUGUGGUCGGCCCAGUCGGUUACGUUAUCGCAGCCCAGCUCAGCAGCCCUGUGCAUUGGAAACUGGGCCAAAGAGGCGUUGCGGUCAUUGCACCAACAUUGCAUGUUCUUGGAGUUUUGCUCAUUGCUACCCACCCUCCAUUUCCUGUCGUCCUGGUAGCAUUCGCGGCUGUAGCCUUGGGCGUUGGAUUCUUGGAUGGAUCGCUGUGUGCUUGGGCUACAACAGUUCCCAAUGCAAAUACGGUUACGGGAAUGCUGCAAGGGUCAUAUUCCGUUGGCGCGGCUGUGGGCCCUCUUUUUGCAGGUACGAUUCUACCUUCCUUCGGUAGACAAUGGUAUGACUGGUAUUAUGUUCUUGUUGCAGCGUCGUUGGCUGAGCUGUGUUUACUGUCAUUCGCUUGCAGAAAUGAAGACGCAGUAAAGUAUCGCGGAGAAAAGCAAGUUGAGAAAACCUCUGUGUGGCAUAUAUUUAGAUAUCGUGCCACUUGGCUAGUUUCCUUGUACUUCUUCGCCUAUGUUGGUAUCGAGACCGCCAUCUCAGGUUGGACAGUUCCAUUCAUGUUACGCUAUCGACAAGCAACGCCAUCGCUUGCUAGUAUGUGCUCGUCCGCAUUUUGGGGCGCGAUGGCUAUCGGAAGAUUUACCUUGGGUGUCAUGACAGACAAACUUGGCGUGAGGCGAGCAACUGUUGGAUACUUCAUUAUCACCAUCGUGUUCCAGAUUGCUUUCUCUCUAGUUCCUGGGAAAGUGUCAUCUGUCGUAUUUGUGAGCUUUAUUGGCUUCUUUAUGGGGCCUAUGUUUGCCUCUGGGAUUGUCAUGGUCACCCGACUUUUACCUCCCGAAUUACAUAUUGCUACUGUUUCAUUUGGGGCCUCUGCAGGGCAGAUCGGAGGAGCAAUUUUCCCGUUCGGUAUAGGAGCUUUCAUCCAAGGUGUUGGAAUUGGAAUUUUCCCUUAUGCAGUUGUCGUUCUGUCCAGCUUCGCGUUUUUGUCUUGGCUUCCUGUUGUAUCUCAACACUCGUUAAUGGUAUCGCACAUGGCUCUUGACGAUGAAGAGUAUACAGAGUUCGAGCUAGGAUCUGAGCAGGAGUCUAGUUCGCAAUAG
This is a messenger RNA of Cadophora gregata, 1332 nucleotides long. RefSeq lists its product as uncharacterized. The record is from RefSeq and is a predicted model, not a curated record. Gene Ontology annotation, biological process: transmembrane transport. The coding region runs from base 1 to 1332 and encodes 443 amino acids. Gene Ontology annotation, cellular component: membrane. The transcript is spliced from 2 exons. NCBI's taxonomy places the organism in Eukaryota, Fungi, Ascomycota, Leotiomycetes, Helotiales, Ploettnerulaceae. Gene Ontology annotation, molecular function: transmembrane transporter activity.